AUAAGAAGACACUCUGAAUUCUGAGUUACUGUACGUGGGCUUCCAUCAUCUGCCCCAUGGCAACAUUUGUAUAUGGAUCAUUUGCGGAGAGCUGGUGAUGUCUGCUUUAUAUUGCUGAGGUCACUCGAGACAGGUUCUGAGUCUUCCUCCUUUGUCCAUUUCAAAUUCUCCCCAUCCUUAAGUUAUGUUGCAGUCUUACACAACAAUGGUCAAAUCGUAUUCUGGAGAUUGAAUUGGCGUUUGUUUCAGGAUGCCAGAGCGACGACCACAAAUCUAUGAUACUGUUAAUCUUCUGGAGAGUGUUGGGGUUUUAAUAAGAGGAGCCAAGAAUCAGUAUACCUACUGCUGGUCAGAGAUGGAUUGAAGAAUGAAGAAGAAGACUCGUACUGCUUAAGUCCCCAAGCUUUGUGAAGUAUUUGGGGCCUCCUAUUCUAACUGAGCCUGCGGAAGGUCAAGAACCAUCUGUGGCCUAACGUUGAUGCUCAUAGCGGAGUGCUGCCGAACUAUUAUCGUUUAACCGAAAACAAGAUACAAAUACUACACUACUUUUUGGCUGUCUCAAGGAGUCUCUUCAUCUGCUCACAUAUACUACACUGCUUUUUGGCUGUCUCAAGGAGUCUCUUCAUCUGCUCACAGAUAUAGAACCGGGCUCUUCGAUUGCCACAAGAGCGGCCAAAGAGUGUAAACAUGGAGAGGUUACAUGUCCUCCAAAAGGAUUAUCCGGUUCUUUGGUGUGGGUUUUAUGGGUCUUUGGCAACUUCUCGUCCUACGCGUGGGGAAUCACAGGUGAUGGUUAUUCAGCUUUUGCUUUUUCUCAGGUCCUCAAGCUUUAUGAAGUGGUUGGUGCCUCCUAUUCUAACUGAGCCUGGAAAGGUCAAGAACCACCCGUGGCCUAACGUUGAUGCUCAUAGCGGAGUGUUGCUGAACUAUUAUCGUCUUACCGAAAGCAAGAUAAUUGUUAAAUCCAACCUGUUUUUCGUCAGAUCAGUGCUUCAGGUUUUGGUUUUACAGAACCUUGUGUCGACAUGGGCUACUAUAACAAUGUCUUUGAUGAAUGCAACGACCAAACUGAUAUCGGUGGAGAUCUACGCGAUGGAUAGGGAAGUCAUUCUCCAAUGUUGGUCUCGCGUGUUCUCUUCUGCGACUGCAACGAUGACGACGACGACUCUCUUGAAGUCUUUGCCGCCGUGGAGUCUGGUUGCUUUGUCAUUAUGUUGUCAAAGGAUCACAACAACAAGCAGCAAUAUGGACUGGCCUCAAGGAUUGUCAAAUUUGCUCAGAUACUACCAGAGAAAGGCAUCACUGGACCAUUUGUGGUUUCAGGAUGCUUGCCAUGAUCUCACUUUGAUCAUUUUGAUGGUUGUUGCAGUAGCGUCUUUAGCACUUGGGAUAAAAAACAGAGGGUAUCAAAGAAGGAUGGUAUGAUGGAGGAAGCAUUGCAUUUGUAGUGAUUGUUUUGGUUGUUGUCAGUUGUCACGGCUGUCAGUGAUUACAAAUAGCCUCUCCAGCCUCAGAACGUGAAUGAUUAAAAGUGGAACAUACAUCUAUAGGUGACAAGAGGUGGAAGAUGAGUGGAAAUUCUAUUUAUGAUAUUUUGGUGCGUGAUGUCAUACCUCUCAGCAUUUGAAAUCAGGUUCCGACGGAUGGAGUGCUACCUUGAUGAGUCUAGCAUGACUGGAGAGAGCAAAAUCGUAUGUUUUCUUGUUUCCGAUCACAGUGAAAUUGUUGGCUAAAUCACUUCGAUUGUUGUUGAAGGGAUAUCUCAAAACACCACUGGUAGUAUUUUUUUCUCAGAGGGCGGGCGGUAGUGGAUUAGAGUUGUCUGAUUCACCAACAGAAAAGGCCAUUCUUGGCUGGGAAAUCAAGCUGUGGAUGAAUUUUCGAGAUUCUAUGCUUCAUGCUUUUCAGUUUAACUUAGAGAAGAAGUGUGGUGGUGUUGCUAUAAAAAACGGUAAAUAUCUGCUUCUACAUUGUAGAUACUAAAAUUAUUUUUGGAUGUAUGAUAGAUAAGAAAAAUCAUAAUCUCGAGAAAAAGUGAGAAAAUCCUAUCAACAAAGUGAAGACCUCAAAUACCGACUAUACUGACAUAAGGAUUAUAUAACCCAAUAUUAAUUUUGACAUUUGUAUACAUUACAUGUCGUACUUGUUUAAUAUGUGAUUUUGCGCUA
Camelina sativa (false flax) is the source of this 2168-nucleotide messenger RNA. RefSeq lists its product as uncharacterized. Lineage: Eukaryota; Viridiplantae; Streptophyta; Magnoliopsida; Brassicales; Brassicaceae. The record is from RefSeq and is a predicted model, not a curated record.